CCCGCUUUUUUCUCUCCGCGUUUCUCUCACUUUCUCUCCACAUUUUCUUUCCUUCCAAUCAAAUCACAGCGAAAAGCUGUUUCUCUCUCUAAAACACUUUUCUCUCUCCAGAACUGCACUUUCUCUCUCUAGUUCUGAGUUCUCUUCGGUUUUUACAGCUCGAUCUGCUCGAGUAUUCUCAAUGUCUGCACUGAAGAUCUUGGAAAUGUUGAAACAUAGAUUAAGAUGAGUGAGACUGAAGUUUCGAGGAUGAAGUCUUCUCUGGUUCCGCUGGCAACCUUGAUUGGUCGCGAGCUUAGGAACGAGAAGGUCGAGAAACCUUAUAUUAAGUAUGGACAGGCUGCUUUGGCAAAGAAAGGGGAGGAUUAUUUUCUGAUCAAAACCGAUUGCCAGAGGGUUCCUGGGAAUCCGUCGACUUCGUUUUCAGUCUUUGCGAUUUUUGAUGGGCAUAAUGGUAUAUCUGCUGCUAUCUUUGCAAAGGAGAAUUUAUUGAAUAAUGUUUUGAGUGCAAUUCCUCAAGGCAUUGGUCGGGAAGGUUGGCUUCAAGCCCUUCCUCGGGCUCUGGUUGCCGGAUUUGUGAAAACUGAUAUAGAAUUUCAGCAGAAAGGUGAAACUUCUGGCACGACAGUGACAUUUGUUGUGAUUGACGGGUGGACGGUGACUGUUGCAUCUGUAGGGGAUUCUCGAUGCAUAUUGGACACACAGGGUGGUGUGGUUUCUUUGUUAACAGUUGAUCACAGGCUGGAAGAGAAUGCAGAAGAAAGGGAACGUGUCACUGCAAGUGGGGGUGAAGUUGGAAGGCUGAAUGUUUUUGGGGGCAAUGAGGUUGGCCCACUCCGCUGCUGGCCUGGUGGAUUAUGUCUCUCCAGGUCAAUUGGUGACACAGAUGUGGGAGAAUUCAUUGUCCCAAUACCACAUGUUAAGCAAGUGAAGCUUUCAAAUGCUGGGGGACGGCUUAUUAUUGCUUCUGAUGGAAUCUGGGAUGCUUUAUCAUCUGACAUGGCUGCUAAGUCUUGUCGGGGUUUGCCUGCAGAGCUUGCUGCAAAGCUGGUUGUUAAGGAAGCUUUAAGGUCAAGGGGCUUGAAGGAUGAUACAACAUGCCUAGUUGUUGAUAUGAUUCCAUCAGAUAAUCCUGUCUUACCUCCAACACCAAAGAAGAAACAAAACAUGCUCAGUUCAUUUAUCUUUGGGAAGAGAUCUCAGAAUUUUAUGAACAAAUCAACAAAUAAGCUUUCUGCAGUCGGGGUUGUGGAGGAGUUGUUUGAAGAGGGUUCUGCAAUGCUUGCGGAAAGGUUGGGUAAAGAUAUUCCUUCAAACACCAACUCUGGGCUUUUCAGAUGUGCAGUCUGCCAAGUGGAUCAAGAUCAGUCACCAAGCGAUGGUUUAUCAGUGAACUCUGGACCGUUCUUCUCACCUGCAUCCAAGCCAUGGGAAGGUCCCUUCCUCUGUGCAAACUGUCGGAAAAAGAAAGACGCCAUGGAAGGAAAAAGGCCAAGCAGACCUACAAUCACCGCAUAACAGUUCAUCUGGUAACAUAGUAAAUAUGGGGUAUAUUUUUUUUUCUCUGGCAGUGUAAGCAUGCUUGGUUUUCCUUUCCAAAGGGUGAUUAUUAAAGAUGUGUGUAAGAAAUGAGGUAGAGUUACAAGGAAUUAGUAGGUGUUUUGGAUAUUAUUAAAAGGGUUUGUGUUUAUUCUAGUUUGUGCUCAGCUGGACUAACUGACAAAGAACAAGCAUGCCAUCUGGUAGACGUAUUUGUGAUAGUUUGAUUGCUAACAGCUUGAAUUUGUAAGUAAAAAACGAAGAUUGCAUAGUAAUAUCUUCUGUUGGGGGGGCA
Molecule: messenger RNA, 1834 nt
Organism: Vitis vinifera (wine grape)
Lineage: Eukaryota; Viridiplantae; Streptophyta; Magnoliopsida; Vitales; Vitaceae
Product: probable protein phosphatase 2C 5
Exons: 8
Coding region: 226-1518 (430 amino acids)
Biological process (GO): protein dephosphorylation
Molecular function (GO): protein serine/threonine phosphatase activity
Source: RefSeq, a predicted model, not a curated record